AUGGUUUCAAAGACCACGCGAGCUGCUACUGCAGCAGCAAGAAGGGCGGCUGCACGCAUGCGUGCGGCCGUGAAAAGUGCCUCUCACGCCUCAGCAGCAGGCGAUUCGUCGCCUGUUGUCGUGAACCCUUCACGUGGUGAGUCACCACGUGCGGCAGGUACAUCCGUUGCGUCUGCAGCAGGUACCUCGAAUUGUAGACCAGACGAGUCUGAGAUAGAGCUCAUCUAUUCCGGCGAGUCGGAUGAUGCAUCCGACUCGAAGGCGACUCCUCACGCCUCGAAUCACCCGUGGCGGGCACUGCCAGAGCCAGGUCGACUGUCUCUGGUCAACGCGGCGGUAUUAUGA
Messenger RNA from Peronospora matthiolae, 345 nucleotides. The record is from the annotation of a GenBank genome assembly. NCBI's taxonomy places the organism in Eukaryota, Oomycota, Peronosporomycetes, Peronosporales, Peronosporaceae.